Molecule: messenger RNA, 1761 nt
Organism: Clonostachys rhizophaga
Lineage: Eukaryota; Fungi; Ascomycota; Sordariomycetes; Hypocreales; Bionectriaceae
Source: the annotation of a GenBank genome assembly
AUGCCUCUCCAAAACUUGCCGCCCGAGAUCCAAUGCCGGAUAUUCUCCUAUCUGGUCACCAAUGACGGACCGUCGCACAUCUAUGCAGUACUGAAAACCUGCAAACGGCUUCGGGAUGUCGCUCUACCAUUCUCUGUGCAAACUUUCAGGAACACGUCGACACCCUUUGACCCUGACUCCUCUGGUCAAGCCUCUAGUACGCGCAACAUCCGGUUCUUGCGCUAUAUCUUGAUGACGAAACCGGAACUUGCCAAAAAUGUCAAGACCAUAAUUUUGGGCCAAUUCGAAUCACCGAGCGAUGACGAGGAGGAGGAAAAGGAUGCGAGUAGUCAAGACAACGAGGAUAUUGACCAUGAAGACGAGAGCGAUCAAGAUGACGUGGCCAGUGGCCCAGCAAGUGAGAGCGGCGGCCAAAAUGACAGACAAGGCACCGAAAGAGACGGCAGAGAGAGUGGUGACGGAGAAGAGAUUUCGAAGAUGGGCAAAGAAUGUCUCAAAGAAGCUGAGUUGGCUUUAUUUAAGCAAAGAAUUGACGAAGCUCUCACCCCAGAAACGGACGACGAUUACGAAGAAGGGAGAGCACUAUGGUUUCGCGCCUGCCUAAACAUUGAACGGCUGUACUUUGCGGAGCCGGACAGCCCGAGAAACUUUUUGCGUGUGUUGAAACUAGCUGGUAACACUCAAAAUGGUCAGACCAGGCCACUAUCGAACUUGCGCGAGGCAUAUCACGAAUCUGAAGAUGAUUCUUAUGGGUAUCUGCUGGUUUACGAACAAGCCAUUCCUUUGUUUCGCAUACCCUCUAUCCGAUCUUAUGAAUGCGUUCUAGCUAACGGAAGCGAUGAGGCUGGUCGUGCAUUUGCCGAUAUACCGCGAGGAUCAUCCUCAGUGGAAGAGAUCACACUAUACAAAUCAUUCUGCACCCCGUUAUUCAUUAAUAAUGUGUUUGGUGCCUGUAAGGCUCUCAGGUCAUUCGAGUUCACUCCGGCCGUUUCUCAUGUUGAGGACGAUCGGAUGAUGCCCCGAGACAUAAUGGAUGCCAUCUUGCCGCAUGCAAACACCUUCGAGAAUCUUCAUAUCAAUUUGGAAGAUGACGAGGAUAAGGCGUGGGCAGGCCCCGACGACAGGAUAUAUAUGGGCACUGACUUGCGCCGAAUGGUUGCACUCAAGAGGCUUGUGGCCGGAAUGCAGUCUCUCACAGGCUUUCUGGAUGGGCUACCUGACGAUAUAUGGGGUGACAGCCCGCCUUUGGAAGUCGAAGGAGCACCGAGACUCGUGGAAUGUAUCCCUGAUAGCCUCGAGCAUCUUGAGAUCCAUGGAUGUGGCAAGGCGAUACUGGAUCAAGCCGGCGAACUGCUCGGUGUAAUUGAGAGCGGCAGCCGGUUCAAGAACCUUCGGCGUGUACGAUUUCUCUUCAAUGGGGAAAAGAUUGACCCUGCAGAGGUCCAGCUAUCCUGCAACUCACCAAAUGUCACCCUCGACGUCGUUUUCCAAUCACGGCACAACCGUAUUUACGAUGUAGGCCAAAGCGUACACACUGAAGAGCGUGAUGCAAGCAACAUUUGUUCUCGUAUCUUUGCGGAGGACCUCAGGGAACAAUGGUUACAGAUCCGGGGAGGAGACGUUGGUAGUGCCACGGUAAACCAAGGUGUCUAUCGGGCCCCGGGGAUUGAUAUUCCGCUUGAAGAAGACGACCAAGAAGAGGUUAUCGAAGAAGAAGGUUCUGAUGCUGACAACGACAAUGACGACGAGGAUGACGAUUGA